AUGCAGGGCUCUGCUGAGGCUUCCAGCAUCUCAUCACGACAUAUCAGGGCUGGCCUGCUCGACGCUCUCGAAGUUCACUUCGUUCCGCUGGCAGCUGCUUGCCCAAGAGUGGCGUCCUUCGACGACGUGGUCCAAACACUGGAAACGCAUGGUGUGGCGCUAACAAGGCUGGCUGAGUUCAAAAUUGGCGUCGAGGAAUGAACUUCACGUCACACUAAGCACCAACACGAAACGCCACCACCAUAGGCAGCACACCACGUUGGGCCCACGUUGGCUUCCCCGUGGCAACCACGUGGUGGGUGAGUGGAGGAGCGUGGGCCAACUUCACCGUAAGCUCCCCGUGUAGGCCCCAUUUCGGUGCUAGUGCGUCGCCAAACAUUUGUCCUAUCUGUAGGCAGGCCAUCUAUCUCAGUUGUUCGAAAGUGAAGCAAUAUGGCGCCGAAAUAUCCAAUAUUUCAGUGGUAUCAGGGAGUGACUCGCUGUAAGUCCACCAGCAUUUGUUUUAAACAGACCAGAGACUUCCGGUAAUUGUGGAGAAAGGACGGUUCAACUGAGAACCUGAUUCCAUGGGGUGAUAAUGAUUCAUCACCUAACUGGGGAGGUUGUGUCUAGUCAUCCUUCGAGGGAUGAAGAUCAUGGUGUGACGAAAAAUGUUGCCAUUCACCGGAAGCUAUCUGACAGCGGGGAAAGAACUAGAUGAGUCAUGACUGAAGUCACAAUGAGGAUCUAAUCCCAUAUGGAAAGUGAAUGUCUCAGAAAGCGAUAAUCGAGGGAGGUAGUUACUCUCUGGAGUAUCCUUAGCCAGACCGAGAGAGACUUGACGGCAAGGUUCCUGGUAGAUAAGAAACAUUCGUGUGAAAAUAUAGAAGCCUAUUUCGGGCCUCUUCUAUGCCCAUGCAAGUUGUGCCGCAAGUCAGCGUUUAAUGUUGGCCAAACCGAG
This is a messenger RNA of Darwinula stevensoni, 940 nucleotides long. Lineage: Eukaryota; Metazoa; Arthropoda; Ostracoda; Podocopida; Darwinulidae. The record is from the annotation of a GenBank genome assembly.